Messenger RNA from Sinocyclocheilus rhinocerous, 2736 nucleotides. Its product is annotated as inositol 1,4,5-trisphosphate receptor-interacting protein-like 2. Bases 1 to 1215 code for a protein of 404 amino acids. NCBI's taxonomy places the organism in Eukaryota, Metazoa, Chordata, Actinopteri, Cypriniformes, Cyprinidae. The record is from RefSeq and is a predicted model, not a curated record. The transcript has 2 exons.
AUGGGAGUCUCCAAGAGAGAACUGCUGGACGAUCACUACGAGAGGCAUGUGCGUCUUUCUCCACAUGUGCUGGGCCACAGCAAAGCCCAUGUUGCCAAGCUGGUGAGUGAACUUGUCAGGGUGGGUCGCACCGAUGUCCCGCCGGAGUCUUCUCUGGCCUUCCGGGGUGACUUCAUCCAGAUCGGCAGCUCCUAUGAGGAGCACAAGGUGGGCUCACCUGACUGCUUUGACAUCAUCGUGCCUCUGAGGGCACCUCGUGGGCUAAAAAUGGAGGCCGGUGUUUGCACUGACAAACCUGGAGGGCCACCGCUUUGCACGCUAAACACACCUCGCAAAGCGGAAUGGACACGCCGUCACAAGGCCUUCAUGGACACGUUCAUGCACUUGCACAAUGCUCAAAGAAUCUAUAGGAUGAGCCCAGAUUCCGUCCAGCGCUGGUUUUACACAGCUACCCAGCGCCGCCUCGCUGCCAUCCGUUACCCGUUUGAGCAGCGCUGUUCCCUUAGCCUGUCUCUCAGUGAGGAGCAGCAGGUGCUCCUCCGUCUGACCCCCCGCUCCGAUUACGUCUGCUGCCACAUCUCCAUGGGCAUUCGCCUGAUCCCUGCCUUUCCUCUUGGUGAUGGCGCCUUCUUGGUAGCAUCCCAGCAGGGUCAGCAAGGAGAAGACCUUUGGACGGUGUACUUUCCCAGACAGGAGCAGAGACUGCUGGCGUGGCUAAAAGGUAGACUACCCCCCAACUCGUGUCAUCUGAAGUGCCUUCAGCUCCUUAAAGAGGUACGUAACCUCAGUGGGGAGACUCUGGACCAGCAGUCUGGAGCUGAGUGGGGAGGAGUGCUUUCAUCCUAUGCUUUGAAGACAGCUUGGCUUCGUCUACUGCUCAGUACACCCCCUGAAACCUGGGAUGAGUGCAACCUUGUGGACCGGCUGGAUGAUCUUCUUCGUAGUCUAAGGGAGAGCUUACAGUCUCGGGCUCUCUGCCAUAUACUCCUCGGAGGCGUUAGUGGGUUUCUGCCAGACUCUAUCGUUCUUCCCAAACUCGUAAAGGAGACGGUACCCUCCAACCUGUGGGCAGAAUUCAGUGACGUCACCCUCGAUAUGGUCUCCGCCCGACUGGCCUACUCCUGGAACCACCUCCCUCGCCUAAUUCGCCUCGGGCGACCACAGAGGACCAGUCUUGGCAGAGGUGUUCGCUGCAAAUAUAUUGAUGCAGAGUAAAGGUCAACUAUAGCUGGUAUUGCUGAACACAAACAGAUGUUGGUUACAGAUGUUGUUUAUGUUUUCGGAAAAUUUAUGUCCGAUUAAAUUGGUUUUUUUUUCCCCAAAGGUAGCAGUCAAAGACAAGAAUGUAAAUAGUAGCAUUCAGUAGGUACAGCAAUACUUUUAUCAAAUCAGUCUUCGUUCUGUACAAUGUAUCAGUAUUGUACUGUAAUUGUAGGACGUUCUUUGAAAAGCAAGGUCAUUCGAAUUUCAGUUUGUGUUUAUUUUCUUCUCAUGCAAAUUUAUUUAGUAUUUCUAGAGAAAAAUUCUGAUAUGUUAAAACUUGCUGUUUAAAAGAACAGUAACCGUUUUAUAUAUUUAGUUCACUCCAGGUGUUAGUUUGGAGAUCACUCAUGCGUCUGAGCUGCUAGACUUGUGUUGACUCAGGGUGACCAUGAUGUCUCGGUUAUGGGGUAGUGAGUAGUCAAAACAGCAUAAACACCAAAGUUUUUCCACACCCACAAAGUAUUAGUAAUGCCAGCCUAAACAGAUGAACAUCCAGUGUGACCACUGUAAAAAUAUCUUCUGCUGUGACAUUUUGAUCAAACAAUGUAAAAUGUAUAGCCUGAUCAUUGCAAAACACCUGACAGACCCAAAUAUAUCCUUUAUUUUGAAUGAAUAAAUGAGCAAUAUUGUUUCAUAACUGUAGCAAUUUCAGUAUUGUUUAAUUGAUUGCUUAAGAGUUCCAUAAUUGGUGCUUUAGAUCACCUCAGUUCAUUACCUAAAUUGGUCCUCUUAAGGAUAAGGUACUGAUGGCAUGCCCUUUGCUUCACUUCAUCUUACUUGUCUACAGGGACCCCAACAUGCGUGCACAUGAUCUUCUCCCUCAGAGACAUGCCUCUACCGGUUGUCACCAUGGAGACAUGCUACCUCAGCCCAGGGUCACUUAUUCAUGCUGUAGCUUUAGUUUUAAUGGCUGAUUGCAUUUACUUUCACAAAGGAAGCAGAGAUCUAUAUUGAUCUCUUGCAGGUACUAAGUGCCACAGGCUUAGUUUGUUAGUCUCUUUCCUGUUCAUACCUCAUCCAUCAACCUGUUCUUGAACAAAGUGUUCAUGGUCAUGUAUGUCAGACAUAUCUUAGUUUCAUCAACUUCACAGGGAAAUGUUUGUGGUACCUAAGCAAAAGUCUUUGAGGCUUAUUUUUGUCUGUUGUCUGAAAGCAGAACAGAAAAUGAAAUAAGGAAAUGAAACAGGACACGCUCUGAAAACAAUCCUUAAAUGUAGUCCAAAACAAGUCAUAUAAAAUACAGAGUAACUAAUGUUGAAUGUAUAUUUAUAUUAAUGUAUAUGUCAUUUAAUGUAUAUUUGGUACUGUAUGUGAAUGUAAGUUAAUUGUAAAGCACAUUGUACUUGAUGUACAUAUUAGAGAAAAACAAUCUGUGUCUGUGUCUGUGUGUGUGUGUGUGUGUGUGUGUGUGUGGUAGACAUAAUUUAUGCAUGUACUUUAAUACAUGAAUUGAAAUAAAUAUCUAUAUUUUGG